UUUGCUGCUCCUCCUCCUUUUUUCAACGGUCCCGGCUGUGCGUCUGGCUGGGCCUGUCAUGGAGCUCUCGGUCGCCUGGCACACGCUUAGCACCGGCCUAGUGCCGCCCGCUGCCCUCGGUCUGGCAGUGCCUCGAUCCAGCUUGGCAAGCCUGCCAAAGGAUUCUGACUUGCAGGUUGCCAUAGAGGUAUUGCAGCGGUAUGACUUGCACUCAGUUGUGGAGGAAUGGUUUUUGGAAGUUCUACAAACUGACCUUCAAGCAAACGUUGCUCCAGAGUUCUGGAACUGUAUUGCACAGUAUGAAAACACUGCUGAAGAACCACAGUGCUCCCUGCUGCUCUUGGAUGCCUUUUGCCUGUUGAAGUGCCGCCUGGACCCUUAUCUGCACAGCAUGGAUCUUCUGGAGAAAUGGACCAAAGCAGGCUUGCUCCUUGGGACUGGCUCUCAAGGGCUGCAGGAGAAAAUCUACACCAUGUUCAGAGCCAUCCUCUUCUUCUCCACCACAAAGAAUUUCCAAGAGAUGAUACAGCAGUUUUACAGCCGCAGUUUCAAGAUCUACAUGAGGCAGUGGAAGAGAAGUGAAGACAAGGCUAAUGAGGGAGAAAACAGCAUGAGUGACAAUGAGCAAGAGAGUGAAGUGGAGGAUGGUGAACCCGGAGGAGGGGGCCUGCAGUGUGCAGGCUGCAACUAUAAGAGGGCCCAGUGUUGGUGCCCGACAGCCAUGAAACAGUUUCAGCAGCUCAAUGACAUCCUUCGCAGGCUCAACCUGCUGGAGCGGGUGAGUGCUGAUGCCGUCACCAACAUUCUGCACAGGAUGAUUGAGGAGCGGAUGGAGUGGAGAUGCCGGGGGGAAUAUGAACGCUCUUUUCUGAAUGAGUUCCAGGAGUGGAUUGAGAAGGUUCUUGGCUGGCUUAGCAGAGUGUUUCUGCAAGGAGGGGUGGCAACCCAUCCCAACCCUGAAGCCAACAGCACUCUGAAGCGCUGGCGGUGCCAUGUCCAGAGAUUCUUCUACCGCCUAUAUGCUAGCAUGCGCAUUGAAGAACUGUUCAGCAUCAUCCGAGAUUUCCCAGAGUCGAAGCCAGCGGUAGAUGAUCUGAAGUACUGCCUAGAAAGGACCAAUCAACGUCAGCAGCUUCUGAGCUCCCUGAAGAGUGCCUUAGAAAUGCGGCUUCUUCAUCCUGGGGUGAACACAUCAGAUAUCAUUACCCUGUACAUCUCAGCCAUCAAAGCUCUGCGAGAGUUGGAUCCUUCCAUGGUCAUCUUGGAGGUGGCCUGUGAGCCCAUCAGGAAGUACUUGAGAACCAGAGAGGAUACAGUGCGGCAGAUUGUGGCUGGUCUAACAGGCGAUGCUGAAGGAUCUGGUGACUUAGCAAAUGAGCUCUCCAAAGCUGAUCCAGUGACAUUGGAGAAUGGCCAAGAGAGCGAUGAUGAUGUCUCUCAGCCAGAAGACUGGGUGCCUGAUCCCGUUGACGCUGACCCAGGGAAAUCAAAUUCGAAGCGCCGCUCCUCAGAUAUCAUCAGUCUGCUGGUGAGCAUCUAUGGCAGCAAGGACCUGUUCAUCAACGAGUAUCGCACGCUCCUGGCUGACCGACUGCUACACCAGUUCAAUUACAGUGCAGAGAGAGAAAUUCGGAAUGUAGAACUGCUGAAGCUGCGUUUUGGGGAAGCCCAAAUGCAUUACUGCGAAGUCAUGUUAAAAGACAUGGCAGACUCUCGCCGUAUUAACACUAAUAUUCGUGAUGAGGAGCAGAAACUUCCAGAAGAAGAAAGGCCCCCAUUUAGUCUUGUUGCUGUGAUCUUAUCCAGUGAGUUCUGGCCACCGCUGAAGGAAGAGAAGCUGGAGCUGCCUGAGCAAAUCAAAGAGGCCAUGGAGGCCUACUCCAAGAAAUAUGAGAAACUGAAGGCCAUGAGGACACUGAACUGGAAGCACCAUCUGGGCUUAGUGAAACUGGAUGUGGAGUUGGCGGACCGCACCCUUUCCCUCUCCGUCUCACCUGUGCAUGCAGCGAUCAUCUUGUACUUCCAAAACAAGAGCACAUGGACUUUGGACGAGUUGAGUGAGGUGCUGAAGGUGCCUGUGACAUCCCUCCGGCGCAAGAUGACCCUGUGGCUGCAGCAGGGUGUGCUGCGGGAAGAACCUCCAGGCACAUUCACUGUGAUUGAAGAGGAGCAGAAGGACCGGGCGGAGAAAGUGGUACUGAUUGACAGCGAUGAAGAAGGCGAUUCAGCCAUGGCCUCACAAGCUGACCAGAAAGAGGAGGAGUUGCAGCUUUUCUGGACGUACAUCCAGGCGAUGCUGACCAAUCUGGAGAGUCUAUCACUGGAGCGCAUCCACAGCAUGCUCAAGAUCUUUGUGAUGACAGGCCCCAUGGUGACAGAGAUUGACAUCCAGGAGCUACAGGGUUUCCUCCAGAAGAAGGUGCGAGACCAGCAGCUCAUCUACUCUGGCGGCGUCUACCGUCUGCCCAAGAGCUGCAACUGAGCAUUAUUCCAGACUCCAGUUCCUUUUGCAUUAUGGUUGACUGCAAUGACCUCCCAUCCCCAGAGGGUGCAGUGUGGUUCUCAUCUAUGUGUGGUGUCAUCAGAGGCUUUGUUUUUUUCUGGCACUGGCCUUUGUACUGCCCCAUUCUGUGAGGCUGGAAAAGAAAUCUGCUGGGCACUGAUACAGGGAUUGUGCAGGACCCUGUGAAAUCCCUCCCAAGCAAGGCAGGGUUUGGGACUUGGAGAAAGCCCUCUUUUGACCCAUCUCCCUUGUUCAUAAUAAAAUGGAAAUGGCUGCGCUUGUAUGGAUUAUGUUGCAAUUUCUUACUCAGUUGUAUUGGACAGAUGGCCAGCCUGGCCUUCACCUUGCUUGUUCCAAAUUUGUCACCUGACUCAGGAUAUUUUGCUGCUGUCACCAUUUCUGCUGCUGCUGUAAUUAUUUUGAUUCUUGUGUGUGAUAUUACAGGAACAGGGUGGCUGGGAGUAGUCCACCACUCAUAGCAAACAACAAAGCAAAGUAUGCAGUCAGUGGUUGUAUGGGGGGUAGGGGGGAAGCAGAUCCAUCUGUUCCAUUGGAGAGGUGAAAAUAGACCAGUUGAGGACAGCAUUAUUCUCUUCACCUCUGCCAGUCCUUCCUAAAAUAUUGUACAGUUGGGUAGCCUGUUGCGGCAAGACAGUUUUCUGUUGUGUAAGUGGAUUUCUCUUGUUCACAGGUUCUAUUCAUAAUAAAACAGGAGUCCUGUUUAAGAUACACCCUUUUCACA
Messenger RNA from Sphaerodactylus townsendi, 3245 nucleotides. It is a transcript of the gene ANAPC2, whose product is annotated as anaphase promoting complex subunit 2. Lineage: Eukaryota; Metazoa; Chordata; Lepidosauria; Squamata; Sphaerodactylidae. The transcript is spliced from 13 exons. Bases 59 to 2482 code for a protein of 807 amino acids. Gene Ontology annotation, biological process: ubiquitin-dependent protein catabolic process. Gene Ontology annotation, cellular component: anaphase-promoting complex. The record is from RefSeq and is a predicted model, not a curated record. Gene Ontology annotation, molecular function: ubiquitin protein ligase binding.